Pyrus x bretschneideri (Chinese white pear) is the source of this 4946-nucleotide messenger RNA. Its product is annotated as pentatricopeptide repeat-containing protein At3g13880-like. The record is from RefSeq and is a predicted model, not a curated record. Lineage: Eukaryota; Viridiplantae; Streptophyta; Magnoliopsida; Rosales; Rosaceae. Gene Ontology annotation, biological process: RNA modification. Gene Ontology annotation, molecular function: protein binding; zinc ion binding; RNA binding.
UUUAUUUUUAUACUUUUAUGUUUGUCUUUUUUUGUUAAUAAAUUUAUAUUACCUUCAACUAAUGUAAAAUGGUACUUAUCUUUGUUAAUUCAAGAAGGUAACAACUGUUUGCCAUUCAUUCAAGCUAACAUUAGUAUAGAUUGUAGUAAACUGAUAGUAAAGCGAAGUUUGAAAAAUAUAAAUUUUUUCAGGAUAUGCAAAAACUACGAAAAAUAUAAAAUAAAAAAAAUUUAUUCAAAUUCUUGGUGGAACAAAUUGUGUUUUGCUGUGGAAUCACCAAUCUAUAUGUUUUUAGUUUUUUUUUAUAAUGCUUGAAUUAUGCUUUAUAACUUUUCAUAGGGUUUUUCUGCACUGAAUUGGAUAAAUGGUUGAUGGAUUUGGUGCCAUAUUUAUUAAAAAAUGAAAAACGGGGGCAGGGGAGCAGAACACAAUUAUAUAUAGCAUUGCUUAAUUUUCUUUCAAAUCAAAGAUGUGCCAACGGUGUUGAGAACAAUGGCUAAUUUAAGUUGAUUGAUUGAUAGUUUUGCAGAAAGACUGACUUGGUAAGACGCUGAAGCUGAGCCAAAUAUGAACCCAGCUGGAAAACUGCUCCUGUUCAGGAAAGCAGUGUCAUAACGAAUUGGCAUGCCGGCAGUAGCUUUAUUAUGCUUUUCAAAUUUAUCAUUGGUGUAAAAUUUUUAAGCUUUAAAAUUAUCUUUAUCAGGCCUGAUUUAGGCUAUAAAUUCAGAGGCUUUUCAAUAGCCCAGUUUGCAACAUGGAAUUCAGAGGCUUUUCAUUUUUCGCUUUGAUUAACGUUUGUGCCUGCCUUCUCAGUACAAAACUGGGUUACAUAUCAUUUUACACCAUAUUCUCAUAUUUUUUUUAUGCAUUUUUACGUCCAGUAGUUUUGACACCCGUAGCAACACGUGGGCACCAUUGCUAGUUUUCGGGCUAAAAGGAAGUCCUUGAACUAAAAGGAAGUCCUUUCGAGUUUGGACGUUGGACCGUGGGUCGAGAAGAGAAGGCUAAAUUUGAAAAGCUUUGUAGAGCGGCUGAUUGAAAAGCACGGGAAAGAAGACGACGGCCGUCGCCAUGUCGUCGUAGAACCGCAAUCGUUGUCGACUUGAAUCAUGUUGCUCCAUAAAUCAGGGCCCCCAAAACCUGAGUGUCCUCUUUCCAUUCAACUUUUCGACCCUCUGGCUUCCAGUGGUCAAGUAAAAGAACCUAGUAUGUUGCCUCAACCCGCACCUACUCCACAGCAGUGCUCUCAACUUUGCCAUCCCAACUAUGCUCUCGACAAUGUUGCCUAUACAAAACUUGUCCAACACGCUACCAAAACUGGGUCUUCACUCCAUGGAAAACUUGCCCACGCCCACAUCAUCAAAACCUCCUUUAAGCCCUGUAUGUUUUUUCUCAACAAUCUUCUCACCAUGUAUUCCAGGCUCGGAGAAUUCGACAGUGCACGCCACCUGUUCGAUAGAAUGCCUAAGCGGAAUCUCAUUUCGUACAACUCCUUGAUUUCUGGAUAUAACGAGGUGGGUCUGUUUGAUAAGGCAAUGGGUGUUUUUAACGAAGCAAGAAUGGCUGGUUUAAAACUUGAUAGGUUUACUUAUGCCGGUGCUUUGAGUGUGUGUGGUCAAAUCGGUGAUUUUGAGCUGGGUAAGCUGGUUCAUGGAUUGAUAGUCGUCAACGGGUUGGGCCCAGAAGUUGUUCUCACCAAUUCUCUUAUUGAUAUGUACUCUAAGUGUGGCCGAGUUGAUCAUGCUAGGAAUUUGUUUCAGAGUUCAUAUAACUUGGACCAUGUCUCAUGGAAUUCCUUGAUUGCUUGCUAUGCUCGAAUUGGUGCUAACGAGGAAACAUUGACCACUCUAGUGAAAAUGCAUCAGUGUGGGUUGAGCUUGAAUACCUAUACACUAGGGAGUGCCCUCAAGGCGUGUGGCAAAAUUCUUGACAAUUCAGGACUAUUUGGGAAAAUACUUCAUGGGUACAAUGUCAAACUGGGGUUGGACUUGGAUGUUGCAGUAGGAACGGCAUUGCUUGAUAUGUAUGCAAAGACUUGUGGCUUAGGCGAGGCGAUACAAAUAUUCAAAUUCAUGCCUUACCGCAAUGUUGUUUUGUAUAAUGCCAUGAUUGCGGGGUUCCUCCAAAUAGAGACCUUUUCUUAUGGACAUGCAAAUGAAGUGUUUAAUCUUCUAUCAGAGAUGCAAAGGCUAGGAAUCAAGCCAUCAACAUUUACUUUCUCAAUCAUAUUGAGAGCUUGUAAAUCGGUUGAAGCUCUUGAGUACGGGAAACAAGUUCACACUCAAGUCUACAAGAAUGACCUACAGGGAGAUGAAUUCAUUGGAAGUGGGCUUAUUGAUUUCUACUGUUCUUUGGGUUUAUCCAAUUAUGCAUUGAGAUGCUUUAACUUAACUCCUAGGCCAGAUAUUGUCUCGUGGACAUCCAUGGUUGCAGGUUAUAUCCAAAAUGGGGAAAUUGAAAGUGCAUUUGAUUUAUUUUAUAGACUUUUGGAAUCUGGAAUGAAGCCUGAUGAAUUCAUAAUAUCAAGCAUGCUGGGUGCGUGUGCUGAUUUGGCUGCAGCAAGAUCUGGAGAGCAGAUCCAAGGAUAUGCUGUAAAAGCUGGAUUUGGGAAAUUCACUGUAGUUCAAAAUUCACAGAUAUGCAUGUAUGCAAAAUCUGGAGAUAUUGAUUCUGCUAAUUUUUCCUUUACAGAGAUAGAGAAUCCUGAUGUGGUUUCCUGGUCCGUGAUGAUAUGUAGCAAAGCACAGCAUGGAUGUGCAAAUGAAGCCUUGAAUCUUUUUGAGUUGAUGAAGAUUUGUGGAAUUGCACCCAACCACAUCACUUUCCUUGGAGUUUUGACUGCAUGCAGUCAUGGAGGACUAGUAGAAGAAGGUUUACGAUAUUUUGAAACAAUGAAGAAAGAUUAUGGCAUGUCAACCAAUGUAGAGCAUUGUGCUUGCGUUGUUGAUCUCCUAGGUCGUGCAGGAAGGCUAGCAGAUGCUGAGAAGUUCAUUUUCAACUCAUCUUUUGAGGAUAAUCCAGUUAUGUGGCGAGCCUUGUUGAGUGCUUGCAGGGUUUAUAAGGACACUGUUGCUGCAAAACGUGUUGCAGAAAAGCUAAUUGAUCUUGAACCUCAAGCUGCUGCAUCAUAUGUUCUUCUGUACAACAUUUACAAUGAUGCUGGGAUAGAGUUACCGGCCAAAAGAAUUAGGGAACUGAUGAAAAAUCGAGGAGUUAAGAAGGAACCUGGUCUAAGUUGGAUAGAGGUAGGAAACAAAGUUCAUUCUUUUGUUAGUGGCGAUCGGUCUCACCAAAUGGUUCAAUUAAUUUAUACUCGGUUGGAAGAAAUGUUGCGUAAGAUACAGAAAAUAGAUUGUAUUGUCGUUAAGUUGAUUACUUCUGAACCAGAACUUAAGGACAACAAAGUGAACUACCACAAAAAGUUAGCUGUGACUUUUGGAAUUAUCAACUUGCCACCAUCAGCUCCAAUUAGGGUGAUGAAGAAUUUGAGAGUCUGCUGUGAUUGUCAUACAACAAUGAAGCUCUUCUCUGAGGUGGAAAAAAGAGAAAUAAUCCUAAGAGAUCCUAUUCGUUUUCAUCAUUUCAGAGAUGGUGCUUGUUCUUGUAGAGAUUAUUGGUAGCUGCAUUGUGUAUGUAAUAUGUAUUGAGAAUUGAGAUUAUUACCUGGAUACCUGGAUAAAUGCUCUCUUGUGGAAGUACAAGAGUCCUUCGGUCAAAACUCAAAGACAGAAUAAAUGGAUCCUAUUUGGAAGAAGGUACAUGGGACGAAGCUAAAACAGAUUUGGAAACAUCGUAUGGGAAACCAGUUUGGAUUCAUCGGUACACAAAUAUGUCAAAGGAGCCUGGUAUAUUUAGGUUUCUUCUCCUAAAUGUGUCGGUUUUUGUUCUUCCUCGUUCAGAUUACACAACUUUACUCAAAAGUCCUAAACUGGAUAUGGUGUUUUUCUUAAGAUGCCAAAUCAGUUGCAAUUCCUCCUAUGGGAUUAUGAUUGUUAAAAGGAAGGUCCAUAUUGUUUAUGAUGGAGACGCUUGUUGGAGAUUGAUCUUCAGGCCAAGCAAUUGACCUCAGAAACUUAUCUAUAUUUCAGGUGAUACCUAUAUCCUUGAAGAUGCUACAGUUAAGAGCAAUAUUACGGUUGAGUUGACUCCUUGCAGCCACCGAAGUAAUUCCCUAUAUAACCAUCUCAUGUGCAACUUCCGGAAGGAGAGCAACCUUAAAAAAGAGGAAGGCUAGUUUCUUCAGAAAGCUGGAUGAGAUCACAACUUUAUGCGGGGUUAUUGCAUGUGCUGUUAUUUACAAUACUUCUGAUACCAAGGUGGAUGUGUGACCUUCCCACAGGAAGCAUUUUAUGUACUCGAAAAAUUCAAGAAUUUACCUGAAGAAAGGCAAGGUAAGUUCAUGGUGGAUCAAGAAUCCUUUCUUAAGAACAAUAUAUCCAAGCUGAAUAGACAAUUGGAAAAAGAGAGAUUUAAGAAUCAAGAACUUGAUGAGAAGCUGCUUUUGAUUGAAUACCUGGAACUGGAAGGUAAGAAUUUUCUUGAUCCUGGUCGUCUUGAAAGUUUGAUCAGACUUGUCAUCAAUUGGAUAAAAAAAUUGAUUUCACUACGAAGCGGAUUGAGUUCUUCGAGGGUGUGGGGCGCAACCAAGUUGAUGCGGGAGUUGGUUCUGAAGAGACGGUGGCUAUUUUGGUGUCUGGAGGUGUAGUAAUUCAACCAAUUCAAAAUAAACUUUGUAAGCAUAGAGCAUAGUGUUGAUGAUACAGGAUUAUGACUCUUUGAACGGCUUACAAGGGCAAAUCACUCGUAAGAUCACACAGUAUGCCGCUGUUCAUUCUGAAGCUUAGUUGCCUUCUAUGGAAGAACUAACGGCUUCAAAUGAUCGAAGGCUAGUCCUUUCUUGUAGGCAUAUUUUAACAGUAGAAGGUUCACUGAGAAGGUACAGAAUC